AUGGAAACUUCUAACAACCGCCUGUUCCGUUGGUCCAAACCCGAGUGGCUCAACAACUCGACCGUUCGCAAUGCGGGCGUCUAUACUUCGGGUGCCCUGUUCGCUCUCGGUCUCUUCUUCCUCGUUGAUGCCGCCGCCUUUUCCCACAGCUCCCUGAAUGGCUCGUCCGUGCAUGUGAAGUUCGUGGACUGGGUUCCUGGGAUCUGCUCUGCCCUGGGCAUGCUGGUGAUCAAUUCCAUCGAGAAGUCGCGUCUGCAGGCCGACAGCUUCAGCUAUAGUGGCAGUGGGGUCGCCUGGAAGGCGCGCUUCGUGCUCUUCCUGGGUUUUGCGCUUUUGGCAGGAGGUCUCGCUGGCAGUGUAACCGUCAUGGUUCUCAAGUACCUCAUCAAACAAUACCCGCUGCAGACCCUCUACUUUGGCAUUGCCAAUGUUGUCGCCAACGGACUCAUCAUGCUGAGCUCCGUUGUCCUUUGGGUUUCCCAGAACAUAGAAGAUGACUUCACUUACAACCUUGCGUUGUAA
Messenger RNA from Aspergillus melleus, 522 nucleotides. RefSeq names its product UPF0220 family protein (gene VPS68). Gene Ontology annotation, cellular component: Vps55/Vps68 complex; fungal-type vacuole membrane. The coding region runs from base 1 to 522 and encodes 173 amino acids. Gene Ontology annotation, biological process: late endosome to vacuole transport via multivesicular body sorting pathway; protein targeting to vacuole. The record is from RefSeq and is a predicted model, not a curated record. Lineage: Eukaryota; Fungi; Ascomycota; Eurotiomycetes; Eurotiales; Aspergillaceae. The transcript has 4 exons.